Coniophora puteana RWD-64-598 SS2 is the source of this 1865-nucleotide messenger RNA. RefSeq names its product glycoside hydrolase family 18 protein. The transcript has 7 exons. The record is from RefSeq and is a predicted model, not a curated record. Gene Ontology annotation, biological process: carbohydrate metabolic process. Gene Ontology annotation, molecular function: carbohydrate binding; hydrolase activity, hydrolyzing O-glycosyl compounds. Lineage: Eukaryota; Fungi; Basidiomycota; Agaricomycetes; Boletales; Coniophoraceae. The coding region runs from base 36 to 1316 and encodes 426 amino acids. Gene Ontology annotation, cellular component: extracellular region.
CAUCUCUCGCGACGGGGGACGUACUUUGAUCAGCUAUGGUUUACUUCCCUUUGCUUACUGCUGCCGUUGCGGCGCUCUCCUUCUUUGGCACUGCUGCUUCCGUGCCUCUCGAUGAGAGGAUCAACGCCAUGUCUCCCAAGGCUCGCAAUCUGCUGAGGCGAGCGACGCCUGCUGCGCCACAUUUUGUGGUGUACAGCGACGCGUACGAGUCCUCGCCGCCGGCUGUAGCUGACAUCAACGGCUACAAUGUCUUUGCUCUGUCUUUCUUGCUCGCGUACGGCGCAGCCGACAACGCUCAGGUCUGGGAAGAACUGGACGCGUCCGACCGGACGACCAUUCUCGACGAGUACCACGCCGCCGGUAUCUCGCUCAUCGUCUCCCUCUUUGGGUCCAGCGAGACUCCAACCUCUUCGGGGUACGAUGCCAUCACUACUGCCCAGACUAUGGCUGCUUGGGUUAUCGAGUACGGACUGGAUGGGUGUGACGUCGACUACGAGGACUUUGAUGCUUUCGAUGCAGGCACUGGUGCUGCUGAGCAGUGGCUUGGUAACUUCACCACUGAGCUCCGGACCCAGCUUACGCAAGGAACAUACAUCCUCACCCAUGCUCCCGUCGCACCAUGGUUCUCACCAACGAUGUGGGGUGGUGGAGGUUACCUCUGGGUGAACGAGAAGGUGGGCGACCUGAUCGACUGGUACAACGUCCAGUUCUACAACCAGGGCGCAACCGAGUACACCACCUGCGACGGCCUGCUGACCAAUUCAUCAUCCACCUGGCCCGAGACCGCACUCUUCCAGAUCUCCGCGUCGGGCGUCACCCUCGACAAGCUCGUCAUCGGCAAACCAGGAACAACCGCAGACGCGACCAACGGCUACAUCGCAGACACCACGCUCGCGACGUGCGUCGCCGACGCGUACGCCGAGGGCUGGAAUGCAGGCGUCAUGGUCUGGCAGUACCCCGACGCGGACGCGUCCUGGAUCGCCACCGUCCGGGGCGACACGUGGCCCGUGAGCGCGGUGCCGACGUCCACCACAACGGCGACGAGCACGAGCGCGUCCGCGACGAGUACGGCGCCCGCUGGGAGCGAGGAUUGUACGGGUAUCGAUGCGUGGUCGUCGAGCAGCGCGUAUACCAGCGGGUCGCAGGUCACAUACGGUGGCUUCCUGUGGACCGCUACAUCGUGGAACGAGGACGAGACGCCCGGGGGAACCGCAGGCGCAUGGACCAGCGACGGCGCGUGCGCGUCCAAUGGCGCCAUCGCGGCCGUCCCGCUCCAGCCUCCGACUGUCACCCAGGCUCCCGCCAGACGAUUCUAAACGGAGGUUAUUUUUACCACCACAUGCUUUCAUGCCGCUUACGUGCUGUAUUUUUGACGACGCUACCCACACUUCUAUCUCCUAUCGUUAUCUGAGACAGUCUCAUGCUUGCGUGGGUUCCACAACGUUUCACGCACCUGGACUACUCCGUUGGGCUCACAAUUGUUUUUCGUAUACUUGGUGGCUUGCAUUCACAUCGCAUCCUUGUAUCAUUGUACGUAUACAUUUGUCCUUUCUGGGGAUACAGUUACACUUGGGAUCAGACUGCGCUCUUUAUCUACGUCGCGUAUGAGUGUUUGCAUGCGUGAUGAGUCCCGACAUAGAUGCGAAGCAAAGAAGACCCGGAGUACGAGAUAAGGUGGCUACUAUACAUCGGAAGGAGAGUUAAAUUUACCAGAACCAGUCAAUGAGGCGCCAUGAUGCAUACGGUAACUGUGUUCCUUUUACGUGCUGUUCUCGUCUUCAGCCGCUUUUUUCAGGCUUUCGCAGACUCGACCUCCCUUUUACCCAUCUCAUACGAUGUUGUCUCGUGCGGUGUCUCCGCCUCGU